AAGAUAAUCAUGAGGGACAGACUGAGUCACCUACAGGCCUUUUCUCGAACCAGCAGCAAUUUGGAACUGCAGGAAUAUGCAGAAUCAGUCUCAGACUCAAUGAGCAAUGUGGAUUUGGAAGAUGGAUUUCAUCAGCAGGCCAUUAUUUUUGAUGACAGUGAUGUAACGGAGGCUGUGCUUGAUGAAGCUCAGGAGACAAGGCGUGAGAUUCAGCUCAUCAAUCUAGAUGUUAAACGGCUAAGAGAGCAAAACACACGCAUCCUUAGUGAACCGACUCGGACCAGCACCAUAAAGCGCAACUCCAAUGCUAUAGCUACUGACAUUAAAACCCGUGGGGAGGACCUGCUGGAACGUCUACGUAAAAUAAACUCCCACGCUAAAGAACUCGAGGAGCAGCAUGGUAUCAAUUCAGCUGUAGCCAGAAUCGCCCGAACUCAGUAUGCUAGCCUGAGCAACAGUUUCCGUGAUUCAAUGCUGGAAUACAACGAGACAGAGAUGAGCCAUAAGGAAAUGUGCAAAUCCCAUAUCCAGAGGCAGAUGGAGAUUGUGGGGCAGGAGGUGACUGGUGAACACAUAGAGGAGAUGCUGGAGAAUGGCCAGUGGAACGUCUUCAAUGGGAACGUCCUCACAGAGGGGAAAACUGUACGGUCUGCACUCAAUCAGAUUGAAAGUCGGCAUCUGGAUUUACUGGAGUUAGAGAGCAGAAUUCAAAGUGUCCAUGAAGUGUUUAUGGACGUGGCCAUACUUGUGGAAGAGCAGGGGGCCAUGACGGAUUACAUCUUUACCAACGUGCAAAAAAUAGAUGCCAAUGUCGAUCAGGGCCUGAUAAGACUUGAACGAGCUAAAAGACACAAAAGCAACAAUCCAUUUAGGAAGAUUUUCUGUGGAUGCUUUCCUUGUAUGAAAUGAUUUGUUUAACCAAAGAUGCUGGACUUUAUUAACUGAAUGAGAAUGAUUGUGUGGUCAUUUUUGCUUUAGUUUUUCACAAAGUAUUCAAACAUUAAUUCUGAAAUGACAGUUAUGUGUAAUGUUCAGUGAGUAUUUAGUUCGCCUCGAUAAACAAUGUUUUAUUUUAUUAAGACAGUGGACGGGAACAUACAGGGGAUGGACAAAAUAAAAUAAUGGCAUAUUUUGUAAGCAUAAAUCCAACUGGAUAUUUUCAUUGUUUAGGGGCUUCAGGCUUAAAUCAAGCUCAGUUUUCAAGUGCUGUUUCUGGUAAAAUGUCUCUGUCUUGUCCUCCAUGAAUCCUUUAAGGACAAUUUAAAACAAAUUCAAUUAAAUGUACUUCACAGGACUGAACAUGCUGGCCUAUG
Trichomycterus rosablanca is the source of this 1313-nucleotide messenger RNA. RefSeq names its product syntaxin 11b, tandem duplicate 1 (gene stx11b.1). Bases 10 to 909 code for a protein of 299 amino acids. Gene Ontology annotation, cellular component: endomembrane system; SNARE complex; plasma membrane. Lineage: Eukaryota; Metazoa; Chordata; Actinopteri; Siluriformes; Trichomycteridae. Gene Ontology annotation, molecular function: SNAP receptor activity; SNARE binding. The record is from RefSeq and is a predicted model, not a curated record. The transcript has a single exon. Gene Ontology annotation, biological process: intracellular protein transport; synaptic vesicle fusion to presynaptic active zone membrane; exocytosis.